AUGGCUCAGCAGCUAAAAGCCCAUACUUCUCUUUGCAGAAAUCCAGAGUUGGACCCCAGGACCCAUAUCAGGUGGUUCACAACAGCUCUAGCUCCAGGGAAAUCUGAUGCCUUUUGCUUCUCCAAGAUAUGUGGCUUCACUGAGGACCAGACCACAGAAUUCAAGGAGGUCUGCCAGCUAUUUGACAGAACAGGUGAUGGCCUCUACCUGUCCCACAAACAUGGGGAUAUGAUGAAGGCCCUGGGCCAGAACCCUACCAACACUGAAGUACUUGAGGUCCUGGGGAACCCCAAGAAUGAUGAGAUGAAUGUGGACGUAGUGACAACUUCCUGCCAUGCUGCAGACUGUGGCCAAAACAAGGACGAGGGAACUCAGGAUUAUGUUUCAGGCCUUCGUGUAUUUGAGAAGGAAGGGACCAGUAUCAUUGCGGGUGCUGAAAUCCAUCAUGUCCUUGUCACACUGGGUGAGGAGAUGGUAGAGGAAGAAGUAGAGAUGCUGGAGGCAGGGCAUGAGGACAGCAAUGAUUGUAUCAACUAUGCAGAGCUUGUCUGGAUGCUGCUGAAUGGCAGAGGACAUUUCCAUAUCAUGAGCCAGUGA
Molecule: messenger RNA, 597 nt
Organism: Cricetulus griseus (Chinese hamster)
Lineage: Eukaryota; Metazoa; Chordata; Mammalia; Rodentia; Cricetidae
Source: RefSeq, a predicted model, not a curated record